This is a messenger RNA of Haemonchus placei, 267 nucleotides long. Lineage: Eukaryota; Metazoa; Nematoda; Chromadorea; Rhabditida; Trichostrongylidae. The record is from the annotation of a GenBank genome assembly.
AUGUUCUCGAGUUCUGCGACGAAAGUGUUUGGAAUGGAAGCUCAACAACUCGGCGAGCUGAAGGAAGCUGACAAGGACGCUUAUGAUAGAGUGUUGACGGACAUUUGCUUCAAAUAUUAUAACUGGCGAAUAAACGCGAAACCGAGCACUUUCAAUGAUGAGACGCGAAUGCGCUAUUCCGUCCUUGGAUGUGAUCCAGUACCCUAUGAUCGGUAUAUUUCUCACUUGGAACAAACCUUGGAAAAGCUGGAACAAUUGGAAUGUUAA